Molecule: messenger RNA, 453 nt
Organism: Pestalotiopsis fici W106-1
Lineage: Eukaryota; Fungi; Ascomycota; Sordariomycetes; Amphisphaeriales; Sporocadaceae
Exons: 1
Coding region: 1-453 (150 amino acids)
Source: RefSeq, a predicted model, not a curated record
AUGUUGUCUCAGCUAUCCAUUCUCGCGCUCGCCCUUCUCUUGUCCUUUCAUGGUCACGGCGCCACGGCCUCGACAACGCUGGAAAAAGUCCUCAUCCAAAGAAACCUCGAGCACAAUGACAACCCGCCCUUGACCGAGUCCUCCAUGGCCCCAGCAACAGCACCACCGCCUCCUCCCCAUCCACCCGUCUCGUCCUUUACCGCCAGCUGCGACGACGCCUUUUGCAGCCAAGGGUCACGGUACUGCUACUACUGGGGCGGCGAGACGAGCUACGAGUUCGGCAAGGGGCCCGUCCCGGGCGAGACGCAGACCAUCUUGGGGGCGUGUACCGUGGUGACCUCGACGGUCCCCGGGUCAGUGGUCACGCAGACGAUUACGGAUUCUGUUGGCGCCGUGGCCACGGUGGCUAGUACGGUGCCGGCUACUGUCAUGGUGGUGGAGGUGUGGGAAUGA